Molecule: messenger RNA, 492 nt
Organism: Eruca vesicaria subsp. sativa (arugula)
Lineage: Eukaryota; Viridiplantae; Streptophyta; Magnoliopsida; Brassicales; Brassicaceae
Source: the annotation of a GenBank genome assembly
AUGCAGCUCAAAAGGUCACCAUCAUCUACUCCAACCUCCAUGAAACUCAAAAACAUGUUCCUAAACCUCAUCACGCACUCUCUUUACCGCCUUUUACGGUCGCUCUCUAGAGCAAAAUCGAUUCUUAUAGAGAUAUCUAAACACAACAAGAAGAGGUUAUUCAUGAUGAUGUUUUACCUAAAAACUUCAUCUAUUCACCAACGCAAGGUCUUCUUCGGAUCCUCCUCCACCCAUGUUGUCCCUGUAACUAAGCCUUUCUCUAUCUCAUUUCAUGCGGAUGAAGAUGAGGAUGGUCAUGAGUCUGAGUACUUCCAGUGGCUAGAAGAGGAGGAGGUUGAUGAGACUUAUAAUAUAAAUGAUGAUCAUAAUGUUGGCGAUGUUGAUAUUGAUCGUUUGGCUGAUAUGUUCAUUGCGAGCUGCCAUGAGAAGUUCUUGCUGGAGAAGGUUGAGUCUUAUAGGAGAUACCAAGAAAUGUUGGAGAGGAGUUUGUGA